UAUUAAUUGUAGCUAUUUGAAUCCAUCGAUCAAGAAAUUUUCCCUUGUGAUUGACCUGCUAUUCCGAUGGCAUUGAGGGCUUUGUUCAACGAGAUCAAGGGUCUGAAGGUGACGGAGGUGCCCAAACAUCUUAAGCCGAAGCUGACAUGGGAGUACAUCAAGAAGACAACCGACCAGGCGGUCGACCGCUACAUCGAAAAGUACAUCGAAACAAGCUCUCCCGAUCCUCUUUUCCAUGUUUGCAUCGGCGGGAUGAUAUUCUCCUACCUGGUUGCGCUGCCUCACGAACGCCGCCACCUUGAACACCAGCAGCAGCAUGCCGCCGCAGCUGGGCAUCACUAAAGUACUUCGUUCCUCUGCCCCGAUCUCCCGUAGGUUGAUUGAGCUUUUGAUGUUGGAACUGGGCAUGCAUGGCAGCAGUUAUUUUAUCAUUGGAAAAGCUAUUAUCAAUUGCUUUGUUACGCUUAAACUGCUUAAUAAUUUCACUUUCAAGUGACAAUUUUACUUUUCUAAAUACCCAACUAUGGACUUUUAUGUAAUUUGUCUAAAUGAUAUUGUCAUGUUUAAUCUGUAAUUUACAAUGCGAUGUUGCCUUUGAAUGAGCAAUGCAUUUGAAGUUUGAUGA
Messenger RNA from Dendrobium catenatum, 625 nucleotides. RefSeq lists its product as uncharacterized. The record is from RefSeq and is a predicted model, not a curated record. Lineage: Eukaryota; Viridiplantae; Streptophyta; Magnoliopsida; Asparagales; Orchidaceae. The transcript is spliced from 2 exons. Bases 67 to 342 code for a protein of 91 amino acids.